This is a messenger RNA of Penicillium egyptiacum, 1500 nucleotides long. Lineage: Eukaryota; Fungi; Ascomycota; Eurotiomycetes; Eurotiales; Aspergillaceae. The record is from the annotation of a GenBank genome assembly.
AUGAUAUCUGAAUUAAAAACAACUGCAAUGGCCAAGGUGCCCGACCCCGGAGCAAAUGUCGGCGAAACCACAACGUAUACAGACCCCGAGGCCGAAAGGUCCUAUGUCAGGAAAGUCGAUUUCAUUGUGCUUCCGACACUCUGUUUGAGCAACUUGUCAAAUGCAAAGACAGAUGGUCUUGAGAAGGACUUACUUCUGAAGGGAAAUGACUAUUCUUUAUUGAUUCUUCUCUUCUAUAUCCCGUUUGGGCUGUUUGACCUGCCAUGGAAUCUUUUAAUUAAGAGAUUUUCAGGCAGAGUCAUGCUAUCUUUCAGUGAGACCCUUCAACACUUUGAGACUUUGGUUCGCGUCGCUGAUAUAUAUAUGAUAGUGUCCAUUGUGUGGGGAGUGUUAGCACUCUGCCAAUGCGCCGCUAAGGACUUCGGCUCUCUACUUGCAAUUCGCAUCAUAUUGGGUGUUUUUGAAGCAGGUUUCUUUGCCGGAGCUACCUUCUACCUAACGUUGUUCUAUACGCGUGGAGAAAUGGGCUUCCGCCUGGCUAUCAUGCAGUCAUUUGCAGUUUUAGCUUCUGCCUUCAGUGGACUUAUCUCUUUUGGGGCGUUCCAGAUAAACCACCCCACAGUCAAAGGAUGGCAGUGGUUGUUUAUCAUCGAAGGAUCGAUGACACUAAUUACUGGAGCUGUGGCAUUUUUCCUGCUACCAGAUGGGGUACAGAAAGCCUGGUUUUUGACUGACAGGGAGAGGGCGGCAGCGACAGGACGUCUGCUUCGGGAUACCUCGUCGGAAGUAAAUACGCCAUUCAAUCUCAAGGCUUGCUUUGAGUCAUGGAACGACUGGAAAUUCCCAGUGUGGUGUCUGAUUACGUUCACAUACCCUGUUGCCUAUGCCACUGCAAUGAAUUUCUUUCCGUUGAUUGUCCAAAGGCUGGGAUACUCUGUCAUCAAGACUAAUCUCUGGACGGUGGCACCAAACCUCGUUGGAACAGUAUUCCUGCUAUGCGUGGCCAAGUCAUCCGACUAUUUCCGGGAGAGAACCCUCCAUAUCGCCUUUUCUUUGACAGUUUCAUUGGUCGGAAUGAUUAUAUUAAUUACCAUUGACGUCCAGAAUAACAAGGGAGUAGCAUACUUCGCUUGUUUCCUGAUGGCAGCAGGAUCAUAUAUUCCGUCCUGCCUCGUUCAUGCGUGGCACAACAAUAACAACGUACAUGAAAACUCCCGAGCUGCCAAUACGGGUUUUUUUGUAGGACUGGGAAAUAUCGCUGGAGUAUUGAGCGCGGGCACAUUCCGAACUCAAUAUGCACCAAAGUAUCUGCCAACUCUAAUUGCAACUUGCUGUUGCAAUGCAGUCUGCAUUUUCCUUGUCCUUGGAUUAGGCGGCUGGAUGCGCAUGGAGAAUCAUCGCCGAGAUAGCAAACAGGGACUAAGACUGAGAGAGGAUCAGACUGAUACUAGUCAGUUCAAGGAGGGUGAAAAGAGUCCAGAGUGGAGGUACUUCCCUUGA